GUGAUCGCACGCCACUGACGACGAAGCAUCAAACACGGCAGGAAAGUCCUGAGACCGUUCAUAGUGAUAUGUUUGUACGAACAAACAAACAAGCAGAAAGAACAAGUCGCAUCUCGAAAAGUUUAACAAAAAGCGGUUCGGAUCUCAACGCGUCUAAGUCGAGGCUCAACAAAAGCCAAAAGGAAGAUAGAGAACUAGAGGAGCUUUCUGCCUUUUUCUCUCGAAAGCCGUCACGCAGAGAAGAAACUCAGGCUGAAGAACAAGAGUUUGCAGACCACGACGCUCGUUUACGCAGCAUCCCCCGCGACAUCGAGUAUCCAUUCCGGCUUACCCGCCACAGCCGCUGCGGUUCGUCUCAUGGUUCGCAACAAUCUGAUGGAAGCAUCACUAUGGGCGAAAGUGGGGGGAUACCCCGUUAUUCGAGCUCUUUGCCGGCGGCUCGAAACCGUGACUCUGGCUCCAUCACUCGAAGCCGCGCAAGCGAUAAGCUUGACACUGGCUCUACGUGGUCACAACCGUACGACAAUCACCAGAGAGAUGUCAUAUCUGGGUCUUGCUCCUCGAGGAGGGCCCGAGCCAGACGCAGCAUUACAGAAGUCCCCGACCACACAUUGAGGCAUCACAGCGGGAUUGAGCCAAAGGUGGCAGCAAAGGCCGGGAAACGCCUCCCUGAGGGAUCUCUGGAUGCAGUAAGGGGAACCCGCAAGGAUGCCGCUGCUCAAACCGACUUGAGUCCGAAGGCAAGAAAUACACUGCCAUGCCAGUCUCAACGGUCCGAUGAGUUCCGAAGGGUGGUGGAUCAUACUCGUGACGAGCAUCGAUGCAAUGCCGUCGCAUCUUCCAGAGAGAACAUGGAGAAAGCUUCGCAGGUCCCGAUCUUCGUGGGGGAACAAGGCUGGCUAGUACCAAAAGUGUCGCGAAAUGCGCCACAUAUUGAACAUGAGAUCGAAUGCCCCAGGGUUGAGGAAGUCGGCAUUUUGAGCCGCGGCGUUACCACGCGUCUUCGGGACGCGGGAUCGUUUUUGUACCCUCCGAUCCAGCCGGCUGAGCGACUGGGUCAUGCUGAGCCCACUCGACCAAACAACACCUACGAAAGCCAACCCCGAACGAAUUACGCCGACGCGAUUCCAGAAAGUUUCGGGGCUGAGAACCUCGAGGAGUUUAUCCGAAGGAUAGAGGACGAAGCAGCAAUGGCUCCUGGGGAAACAGGAGACGACCCAGCGCUCCGUUACGGCGAAGUUGAGAUGCCUGAUCACCCGACACCGAGGCCACCCAUGCUAUCGAAGGCUGCCGAUUUUGAUGCGACCGGUGAUGCCAUUAUCAUGUCUAACAGAGAUUGGUUUGCUGCUGGAUCAGAUUUGUUAACUCCUGAUUUUAUUGGCGACUCGGCUUCCUUUUCUCAAACCGAUUUCGUUAGACCUACCUCGCUUUCGUUAUUGGAGUCGUAUCCUACGGCUGAACGCGAGUAUCCAAGGACGGUUUGGCAACGUGGAAACAUGUUUCAGUUUAGGUAGUAUACAUGCACGUUAUGCCGGUGAGGAACCCGGAUUUAUGGGCAGUUCGAGCCCCUCGAGACAUAAACAUAAAGCCAGCUCCAGAUUACUCCAAGUCUUGAUCCUUGUACUCUUCUUUGAAAGCGUCAACGUCAAACCCACACUGUUUUGCCCUGGCGAGUGUUGCAUGGGCUUUCCCA
Chaetomium fimeti is the source of this 1693-nucleotide messenger RNA. RefSeq lists its product as uncharacterized. Bases 69 to 1514 code for a protein of 481 amino acids. The record is from RefSeq and is a predicted model, not a curated record. Lineage: Eukaryota; Fungi; Ascomycota; Sordariomycetes; Sordariales; Chaetomiaceae. The transcript is spliced from 2 exons.